AUGUGGGAACCAGUGAAACUACCAUUUCAGAACACAUGGCCUCUACCAGCUCUACCUACAACAGAUGAAAUACGCGCUUGCACCAAUCUUCUCUGGGACUCCCCAGCCUCCAAGGUUGUGGCAGUAAACGAUGAUAUUGUCGUGAAAUACGGUGGCCGUGUCUCUGCCCCAGAAGGUCAGGCCUUGGUAUACCUCGAACGGCACGUCCCGGAUGUCCCAGCCCCUCGACUUUACGCGAUGUAUCAUGACUCCGACCAACUUUUCUUAAUCAUGCAACGUAUUCCUGGCGUGCCGCUGAGCUCGAUUUGGUCAUCACUGGCACAGUCUGAGAAGGAUGAUAUCAUUACAAAACUGCAGCUGGUGUUCGACGCAAUGCGGAAGGCCGAGUGCCCCUGGCCUGACUUGUACGGAAGCCUAGAAGGGGGCGGCUUAUCCCACUACCUAUUCUAUGAUCAAUCCGGCACCAGGAAAUUCUUAGGGCCUUAUGUUGGGGAACCCGCUUUUGUUGCCGGUCUUGUUGGUAACUAUAGGACCUUGGUUGAUCGGAAUAAUCACCCAGACUACAAGUGUCGGCUUUUCGAAAAAUACAUCGGACAGGUUCUACAAGGUCACCGACCGACCUUAACGCAUGGAGACGCUCAGCAGAAGAAUAUUAUGGUCGUGGAGGACACGAGUCGCUCUAAUGAUAAUGGUGAGCGAUCAUUUGACGUCGUACUAGUCGAUUGGGAGGCAUCCGGUUGGUUUCCGGACUUCUGGGAAUUCUUUUGUGCAGCCCAUCCUUUUAUCUUUGAUUGGGACGAGGAUUGGUCCUGGCGAGUUCAAGAUUUCCUCCAAGUCUGGCCGGCAGAGUAUGCCACCAUGCAACUGAUUCAAAAGGAGAUGUUGUGA
Molecule: messenger RNA, 888 nt
Organism: Penicillium olsonii
Lineage: Eukaryota; Fungi; Ascomycota; Eurotiomycetes; Eurotiales; Aspergillaceae
Source: the annotation of a GenBank genome assembly